UCGCACGACAAGGUUGACCCUCCCGCGUGGCUCGGCGUAUUUAUCCCUUACUCCACCAGACUUCACCAGGCCUUACUUUCCCGUCACCUCUCCAUCGUCCACAUCAAGUCAUGGCUUCUGAGAAGGUCACCGACGCGCCCAUGGCGCCGGCACAAGUGCCGCUUGCGGCCGCGACGUCUCCCGAUGCCACCAAGCAGGCCGACCUCGUCGACAUGAUGGCAAACGCGCGUCGCGCCACCGAGAAGGAGCACAAGAUGACCCUCAUGCAAGGUCUGCGCCUAUACCCCAAGGCAGCCGCAUGGUCGAUGCUCAUCUCGUGCUGCAUCGUUAUGGAGGGCUUCCAAGUGUGCCUCACGCCCAACCUGUACGCGUUCGAGCCGUUCAACCGCGAGUUCGGCGGCGUAAACAAGGACGGCAAUUACGAGAUCUCUGCGCCGUGGCAGGCUGGCCUGUCGAAUGGCGCCGCUGUCGGCCAGAUCAUGGGCCUCUUCAUCGCGGGUGUUGUCGCCGAGCGCAUUGGCUACCGCUACACCGUCAUGGGCGCGCUCGUUUGGAUCACGGCAUUCCUCACGCUCUUCGUCACGGCCAAAAAUCUCCCCACGCUCCUCAUGGGCGAGAUCCUCUGUGGCCUCCCUUGGGGCUGCUUCCAGACCAUUUGCAUCUCGUACGCCGCCGAGGUUUGCCCCGUCGCUCUCCGCGGCUACCUCACUUGCUUCGUCAAUUGCUGCUGGGGCAUCGGUCAGGUGAUCGGCAUUGGCGUCAUCAAGUCGCAGGUCGGCAACACGAGCCACUGGGCAUGGCGCAUGCCCUACGCGCUCCAGUGGAUGUGGCCCGUGCCCCUGUGCAUUGGCGUCUUCUUCGCCCCCGAGAGCCCGUGGUGGCUUGUCCGCCGCGGCCGCUUCGAGGACGCCAAGAAGAACCUCCUCCGCCUCACUUCGCUGAGCCGUGAGACCGACUUCGACGCCGAUGAGACUAUCGACAUGAUGCGCCACACCACUGAGCUCGAGCAGGAGAUCACUGGCGGCGCGUCGUACCUCGACUGCUUCAAGGGCACCGAUCUUCGCCGCACCGAGAUUGUGUGCAUGACCUGGGCUAUCCAGAACCUCUCCGGCAACUCGUUCUCAGGUUACUCGGCCUACUUCCUGCAGAAGGCCGGUGUCGAUCCCAAGAACUCGUACUCGUUCGCGCUCGGCCAGUACUCGAUCAACAUUGUCGGCGUGUUCGGCGCUUGGGCACUCAUGGCUUGGGGCAUCAGCCGCCGCCGGCUGUACGUUGGUGGUCUGUGCGGCCUCUGUGCGGCGCUUUUCAUCAUGGGUUUCCUGGGCCUCGUUCCCGCGUCCAAGCGCGACUCGAGCGCUAUGGCCACCGGCUCGAUGAUGAUUGUGUGGGCCGCCUUUUACCAGCUCACCGUCGGCACUGUGUGCUACUCGCUUGUGGCGGAGAUGUCGACUCGUCGCCUGCAGAUCAAGACUGUCGUGCUCGGUCGCAACCUCUACAACAUCGUGGGCAUCAUCUGCAACGUCCUCACUCCAUACAUGCUUAACACGGACGCUUGGAACUGGGGCAACUUUGCUGGAUUCUUCUGGGGCGGCUCAUGCUUCCUCUCCCUUAUCUAUGCGUACUACCGCAUUCCUAGCUGCGACAACCGCUCUUUCGCUGAGAUCGACAUGCUCUUCGAGCGCAAGGUUCCCGCGCGCAAGUUUGCCACCACCGAGGUCGACCCGUUCGAGGUCCACAUCGACGACAAGCGCCACGCAAGUAUCUCCCACGUUGAGCUGGCGGGCCAGCCCUAGGUCAAGGCUGACUCGUAGCGGCCAAGUGUAUCCCACAGUGUUCGAGAAGCGUAGUAGUAGCAGUAGCAGUAGCCGGAGCGGCCGUAGCAGUAGUAGCAGUAGUAUAGUGUGAUAAUGUGAUUUUUGCCUACUC
This is a messenger RNA of Cutaneotrichosporon oleaginosum, 1926 nucleotides long. RefSeq lists its product as uncharacterized. Gene Ontology annotation, cellular component: membrane. Gene Ontology annotation, biological process: transmembrane transport; carbohydrate transport. Lineage: Eukaryota; Fungi; Basidiomycota; Tremellomycetes; Trichosporonales; Trichosporonaceae. The record is from RefSeq and is a predicted model, not a curated record. Gene Ontology annotation, molecular function: carbohydrate:proton symporter activity.